Molecule: messenger RNA, 853 nt
Organism: Eriocheir sinensis (Chinese mitten crab)
Lineage: Eukaryota; Metazoa; Arthropoda; Malacostraca; Decapoda; Varunidae
Product: putative defense protein Hdd11
Exons: 5
Coding region: 66-566 (166 amino acids)
Molecular function (GO): oxidoreductase activity, acting on metal ions
Source: RefSeq, a predicted model, not a curated record
UAAGACGUCGAGGCACGCACAGGUGGCCACAGUACCUUCCUUCACCUGCCGGACCUAACGCAGCCAUGCCAUCUCCUUACGCGGUGUCCAGCCUCCUCCUGGGCCUGCCCCUUCUUGCUCUCUCCUACCCUGACCAAGUGCCCGACUCCGCCUGUGCCUGGUUGGCCCCCUGGCACAAGCCGUACACGGAGCCUGCCCAGGGACCCGCGCCCUUCAAGCUCAGGACCUACCAUGACCGAGCGGUUGCCGGCGUCCCAAUGCCUGUGUGCCUGGUGGGUGCGCGGCCGUUCCUCGGCUUCAUGCUGCAGGCACAGGACGAGGCCAGCGGUGAGACCCUCGGCGCCUGGGAGGUGCCCGCAGCCUCCCCCGCCGCCACCAUGACGUGCUCCAAAACGAACGACACAGUGACACACUCUAGCGGCGAGCACAAGCAGGUCGUCGCGUUGUCGUUUCUGCCUCCCGACGACUACAAUGGCACGGUCGUCUUCAAGGCGACUGUGGUGACGUCUUAUUCUACCUACUACGCGGACAUCACCUCCAGACCCUUCAGUGUCGUCUCCGUGUAGCCGGUGUGGCGGACUGAACGGUCCCCCCUGGUCCCCCCCUCUACUGCGCAUGCGCCGGCCCGUGUUGACACGCCUCAAUUUUAGGGGGGACCAGCUGGCCCGCAUCUACCGUAGACUGAUUGGUUCCCCCACGAGACAUCGGUCCGCCCUCCUUAGUCUGUCAUUUGCAUGACUCGGGAACUGGUGCCUGUUAUUUUCCUUUGGUGUAACCAAGGGUGUAACGAUUUUUUUUACUCAUAUCUGAACAAAAUGUACAACUAAGAGCCUCCAGUAAACUGGUUUCCCUU